Molecule: messenger RNA, 5013 nt
Organism: Peromyscus californicus insignis
Lineage: Eukaryota; Metazoa; Chordata; Mammalia; Rodentia; Cricetidae
Gene: Kank2
Product: KN motif and ankyrin repeat domains 2
Exons: 12
Coding region: 404-2965 (853 amino acids)
Biological process (GO): negative regulation of cell population proliferation; negative regulation of transcription by RNA polymerase II; negative regulation of vitamin D receptor signaling pathway
Cellular component (GO): cytoplasm
Molecular function (GO): protein binding
Source: RefSeq, a predicted model, not a curated record
GCCCUCCAGCUGGGCCGCGUCCAGCUCCGCCCCCUGCAGCGUCCAGCUGCAAAGGGCGGGCACCAGGCUUGGAGGAGGGACCCCGUCCCGAGGGCUGGUGGCCAGGGGCCGACUGAACCCCUACGACGUGCGCAGGCAGCAGCGAGAGUGCGUGCACCCCCACGACCACCCUUCCACUUCGCCCCCAGCCCCCGCUGCAGAGGCGCCCGGGAGGCGGGAGGGGCGGGGUUUCUGCUGGGGGCGUGGCUACCGCGCUGGCCCGGCUGGGUAUCGGCGGCCGAGGCGGAGCGCGCAGGACGCCUGGGACGGCGAAGGCUGGAGCGCGCCAGGUCAGCCGCAGCUCGCUGCAGGCAGUGUGACUCACAGCCGGCUGUGUGGCACCUGUGGAGCAACAGCAGAGAGGAUGGCCCAGGUCCUGCAUGUGCCUGCCCCGUUCCCAGGGACUCCUGGCCAGGCCUCCCCAGCAACCUUCCCCAGCAAAGAGCCAGACCCACCAUACUCUGUGGAGACGCCCUAUGGCUACCGCCUGGACCUGGACUUUCUUAAGUACGUGGAUGACAUUGAGAAGGGCCACACACUGCGCAGGGUGCCCGUGCAGCGCCGGCCGCGCCUGGGCUCCCUGCCGCGGGGCCCGGGCUCCUGGUGGACGUCCACGGAGUCGCUGUGCUCCGACGCCAGCGGGGACAGCCGGCACUCGGCCUACUCCUACUGUGGCCGUGGCUUCUACCCACAGUACGGGGCCCUGGAGACCCGUGGCGGCUCCAACCCACGUGUGGAGCGCACGCUGCUGGACGCCCGGCGCCGGCUGGAGGACCAGGCGGCCGCCCCGUCGGGUGGCCUGGGCUCCCUGACGCCCAGUGCCGCGGGCUCCACCAGCUCCCUGGCAGGCGUGGGCCUGCUGCCGCCCACGCCUCGCAGCUCCGGCCUGUCCACCCCGGUGCCACCCAGUGCAGGUCACCUGGCCCACGUGCGCGAGCAGAUGGCCGCGGCCCUGCGCAAGCUGCGCCAGCUGGAGGAGCAGGUCAAGCUGAUCCCCGUGCUCCAGGUCAAGCUGUCGGUGCUCCAGGAGGAGAAGAGACAGCUCACGGUGCAACUCAAGAGCCAGAAGUUUCUAGGCCACCCCUCAGGGACCCGGGGCCGGAGUGAGCUCUGCUUGGACCUUCCGGAGCCCCCCGAGGACCCUGCUGCGCUAGAGACCCGCUCUGUGGGCACCUGGGUCCGGGAACGGGACUUGGGCCUUCCGGAUGGUGAAGCUGCCCUGGUGGCUAAGGUGGCCGUGUUGGAGACCCAGCUCAAGAAAGCGCUGCAGGAGCUGCGGGCAGCUCAGACCCAGCAGGCCGACCUCCCGCCCCAGGCCUGGCCACCGCCAGACACCCAGGUCCGUGUGGACACCGUGCGGGUGGUGGAGGGUCCUCGGGAAGUGGAGGUGGCGGCCAGCACGGCAGCGGGGGCCCCUGCACAGCGAGCCCAGAGUCUGGAACCCUAUGGAGCAGGGCUGAAGGCCCUGACCACAUCUGGGGGCACCGAGAACGCCCUCGUGUUCCGCAGCCACGAGGUGGUGGAAUCCAUGUGCCUGCUGCCCACAGCCACCACCAGCCACGUGCACACGGCCAAGAAGAUCAGUAUUACAGAGCGGAGUUGCAGUGGUGUGGCCAGGACUGCAGGUGGUCCACAGUCUCCUGCAGAGUCCUCCUCCGCUGCACAUCCUGCUGCUGUUUCUACGAAACAGUCUGAGGAUCCUGACCAGGCAGCUGCCCCGGACACCACUGACAGGGAGCCCACCAGGCCAGCAGCGUCCCAGGAGACACAAGUGGCUGAGGGCGCAGGCAGGGUCUCUGUGGGAGUGCAGUCUACCCUGAAGAGGAAAGAGGACCCUGCAGACCCUGGAGUCCCCCAGAAGAGCCUCCAGUUUGUGGGGGUCAAUGGCGGGUAUGAGUCCUCGUCGUCGGAAGACUCCAGCACAGCAGAAAACUCAGAACAGGAGAGCACAGAGAAUGGAGCUCCAGAGCCACCGGCGAGGGUCCCGAGCACGGCUGAAUGCCCCCAGGUCAGGCCUCCCGGGACUGCAGCGGCCAAGGCCGGUCUGGAAGAGAGCCCACUCCCCCAGGAAGCUCGGCGUGUGCCCGCAGCCGGGGCGGCAUCAGGACCCAACUCUGAGGACGAAAUUCGGAUGGAUCUGAGCCCUGACCUCAUAUCAGCCUGCUUGGCCCUGGAGAAAUACCUGGAAAACCCCAAUGCUCUCACUGAGCGAGAACUGAAAGUGGCCUAUACCACGGUACUUCAGGAAUGGCUGCGCCUGGCCUGCCGCAGUGACGCACACCCUGAACUUGUGCGGCGACAUCUGGUCACCUUCAGGGCCAUGUCGGCCCGGCUGCUGGACUAUGUGGUCAACAUCGCCGACAGCAAUGGUAACACCGCGCUGCACUACUCCGUGUCACACGCCAACUUCCCUGUGGUGCGGCAGUUGCUGGACAGUGGUGUCUGUCAGGUGGACAAGCUGAACCGUGCUGGUUACAGCCCCAUCAUGCUUACUGCUCUGGCCACCCUGAAGACCCAGGAUGACAUUGAGACCAUCCUUCAGCUCUUCCGGCUCGGGAAUGUGAACGCCAAAGCCAGCCAGGCAGGACAGACGGCCCUGAUGCUGGCAGUCAGCCAUGGACGGGUGGAUGUGGUCAAAGCUCUGUUGGCCUGCGAGGUGGAUGUCAACAUUCAGGAUGAGGAUGGCUCCACAGCCCUAAUGUGUGCCUGUGAACACGGACACAAGGAGAUCACUGGGCUCCUGCUGGCUGUGCCUGACUGUGACAUCUCACUCACCGAUCGAGACGGGAGCACCGCACUGAUGGUGGCCCUGGAUGCAGGGCAGAGCGAGAUCGCAUCCAUGCUGUACUCACGCAUGAACAUCAAGUGCUCGUUCGCUCCCAUGUCAGACUACGAGAGCCCGGCAUCAUCCUCAGCCGAAGAGUAAACCCGGAGAGGCCGGUGACUCCCCAAGGACCGCCAGCCACACAGGCAAAGCGUCCCUACCCUCAUCCCUUUCUGCCCCGCGCUUCCUCAGCCUUGCUCUCCAAGGCAGACCCCCUCCACUUCUCGGGGGAGUCCUGACAUCUACAGACUCCAGCUCCACAGAGCCUUUCCCAGCACCCGGGGUUCAAAGCCACAUUCAAAGCCAAAAGCCAAGCUACAUUCUCCUCCAGUUGGCCCCAGCUGCUGCCACCGGGUGUGGGUUCUUGUGAAGAGCGGGAGAACAAUCAGCCGGCAAUUAUGGGAGGAGUGGGGCUCGAGGGGAAAAUACUGUAUUUUUGAGUCAUUGUUAGGGGAGGGGAGGGGUCAGAAUUUGAGUUGCUAAAUUCGAAUGUCCCUGGAAUGUUAGUCUCCUUUGUGCGGACUUCACCACAGCAGGUCUCCACAAGGCCUGCUUAGUGCCCUUUAUUGCCUCGUUUCAUUGUUUAGUGUAUAAUAGGGUUCUGUCCACCGCCCUCCACCCCCAGACAGCUUUCUUGGGGGCUAAGGGUGUCCCUUGGGAUUGCCUCACAGAACAAGGGUCUGUCGUUCUUGAGCCGUCUGUCCCCACAUGGAAAGCAGGGUUUUCAUUUGUCUUUUUCUUUUUAUUAUCUGUCACUGACCCUGUCCCCCCCACACACACAUUCAAGUUGGGGCGCUUCAUCACCCUGCACUUCAGGUCCUGGUGGGCCCUGUGACUUGGAAAUGACCAACUUCCGAGGAGGAAGGACACAGACCCACCCAUUCCCCACAGGGAGAGCUCAGGACGCAAGAAUGUUCCUAGAAAAACUUCCAGACCUACACACCAAAGAGAAAGAGGCCAUUUCAGAGUGCCUCCCAGCAUUGGAGCCCAGAACUGCUCUCCUCAAAGGAGAGCAAACAGGGAUGUGAUACUGACCAAGUACAGACGAGUUCCACAGCCCAUGUGUUCCUGAUUAGGCGCUGGCUGGCCUCAGAACACACCCAGAGCUAGCUUAAAGUGACAGGCUUUGCUGAAAGCCAGAGGGCCGGAUAAGUGGUUGUGUGUGUGUGUGUGUGUGUGUGUGUGUGUGUGUGUGUGUGUGUGUGUGUGUUUAAAGGCCUAGACAGGGCACAGAUAGCCUGCACUUUUCUCUUACUGGACCUCCCCCCCCCCCCAGAAUCUCAGCAUGGUUUUUGUUUUUUCUUGUUCCUUUUCUUUGUAAAGAAGAAAGGAAACAACUUCUAAAUGUGCCUUGUGAUCAGGGAGCACGCCUCUCUCAAGUCUCCCAGUUUUAUCCAGGACACAGCUGAACCCACUGGGCUUUGAAGCCAGACCUCAGCAGGGCAGGGUUGAGGCUCGGACUAAAGGAAAGUGCUGGCUUCUCUUCCAGACAGCUAGGUCUCUCGGUUUGAUGGAGUCUUACUCGGCUUGAGUUUUGUUAGAGGGAUUUGUCUAAGGCAUGAGAAGUAAGAAGGAUGGGUGGAUGGAUAGAUGAUGGAUGGAUGGGUGAGUGCAUGAAUAGGUGAAUGGUUAGACGAGUGGGUACGUUGAUGGAUGGGUAGAUGAGUGCAUGGACAGAUGGACGAGAGUGUGGAUGGAUGGGUAGAUGAGUGAUGGAUGAGUAAGGGGUGGGCUGGUGGGUGGAUGUCAUGAUGGAUCUUUGCACGUGUAUGAAACAGAACUGUGGGAGAGCUGCUGGUGUCUGAGGGAUGCUCACAGCCUAGAGCACAUUUGAAAGGCAGUGCUCUGAGCUGAGCCCAUAGUUCCAGCCUGGAAGCCAGGGAGGGAGUUUAUUUUAAAGUUCUGGAAGCAUCAUCUGUGAUCCCAAAGCACAUGGCUCCUCGUGGAAGCCCCUGUCUGUCUCUGCCACUGCUUCUGUCUGCCUGGGCGACACCGGGGUCGGACACUUGUCCCUACUCUCUUUUUGUAUACUCAAUCCCACUUUGCCACCACGGUACAUCCACGAAGACAGUGUUACACGUAAAUGAAGUAUUCUUUUCUUGUAAUCAUGUUUUAGAAAGUAAAAGGAUUUAAUAAAGCUACAAACAAUG